This is a messenger RNA of Cornus florida, 2381 nucleotides long. RefSeq lists its product as uncharacterized. Lineage: Eukaryota; Viridiplantae; Streptophyta; Magnoliopsida; Cornales; Cornaceae. The record is from RefSeq and is a predicted model, not a curated record. Bases 202 to 1869 code for a protein of 555 amino acids. The transcript is spliced from 9 exons. Gene Ontology annotation, cellular component: plasmodesma; plasma membrane.
UCCAACUAUUCAAUUACACUGCUAGAAUCCCGCAUAUGUCCAUAACAGCAGCUCUGUAAGUCGAACAAUCUCUCUGACUCUCCCUCUAUAUCUCUCUCUAUAUAUUAUAUCUUUCGGACUAGAGCAUACAUUUAUUACAAGUCAUCUCAUUUUUCUCACUUUCACGGAGAAAUCAAAGAAGAAACAGGGUGAUCAGAACACAUGAUGUUAUGUGUAACUAAAUUACUGUCUUUUUUCAUUCUACCGAUCUUACUCCUCAUAUCUUCAACCUUCUUCUCAUUCUCAUAUGGAGCUUCUCACUUUCAUCACCCUCAAACCCUACACAUUCCGGGGAUGUUCGAUCAUGAUGAGGGUGACUACGGUGCCGUUUCAUGGGGAGUGAGGAGGUCUGUUCUCGAGGCGAACAAUGGUAUGCCUGUAAAUAAUUCAUCUAUGAUUUUGGCUGCUGAAAAAACCCACAGGAGAGACCCACUUGACAAUUUCAAUUACUACGAGGGCGGGUGGAAUAUUAGCGAAGAACAUUACAUCUCUUCUGUGGCGUUUACUGCUGCACCUUUGUUCCUUAUUGCCGCGAUCUGGCUUCUGGCAUUUGGCCUGUGCUUGCUCACCCUCUGUUUCUGUUAUUGCUGCUGCCGAAGACGGCGUUAUGGCUAUUCUCAAACUGCUUAUGCAGUCUCUCUUAUUCUUCUUUCUUUCUUCACCAUUGCUGCCAUUGUUGGAUGCAUUGUUCUGUACACUGGACAGGGAAAGUUUCACAGUAGUACAAAGGAUACAUUGGACUAUGUUGUGAGGCAGUCAGAGACCACUGUCCAGGAUCUUAGGAAUGUAUCAGAUUAUCUUGCUGCAGCUAAGAAGAUUGGAGUAGAUCAAAUUUUUCUACCUCCAGAUGUCCAGGACAAAAUUGACAAUGUUGAUGCGAUGAUUAAUGCUUCUGCUAGCACUCUUGAGCACGAGACGAAGAAGAACUCAAAGGAUAUACGAGACGUUUUGGAGUCCGUGAUGCUGGCACUUAUCAUAAUUGCUGCUGUGAUGCUUCUCAUAGCUUUGCUUGGUUUCUUAUUCUCUGUUCUUGGGAUUCAGUUUCUUGUGUACGUUUUGGUGAUCAUAGGAUGGAUUCUUGUGGCGGGCACAUUUAUCUUGUGUGGCGUAUUUCUACUUCUCCAUAAUGUGGUAGGAGACACUUGUGUUGCAAUGGAUCAAUGGGUUCAAAAUCCCAUGGCUCAUACAGCUUUAGAUGACAUUCUCCCCUGUGUGGACAAUGCAACUGCCCAAGAAACCCUGUCAGAGAGCAAAGAUGUCACUUUCCAAUUAAUUGGAGUGGUUAACCGAAUCAUCACCAACGUGUCCAACGGAAAUUUUCCACCUAGUGUUACACCUCUCUAUUACAAUCAAUCCGGUCCACUGGUACCUGUUCUCUGUAAUCCAUUCAGUCCUGACAAAACAGACCGAAUUUGUGCAGCUGGUGAAGUGGAUUUCAGCAAUGCAACACAGGUUUGGAAGAAUUAUGUGUGCCAAGUUUCAGCUAGUAACAUUUGCACCACCGUAGGCCGUUUGACCCCCAACAUGUAUAACCAAAUGACAGCUGCAGUCAAUGUGAGCUAUGGUUUGUAUCGUUAUGGCCCAUUCCUCGUUGAUCUACUAGAUUGCACUUUUGUUCGGGAAACAUUCACCAGUGUAAGUGAGCAUCACUGUCCUGGUUUGAGGCAAUAUGGCAGCUGGAUCUACAUUGGGUUGGCUUUGGUCUCAUCUGCAGUAAUGCUUUCUUUGAUCUUCUGGGUACUCUAUGCAAGAGAGAGGCGGCACCGGAAAUAUACCAAACUCGCCAAGACAGCAUUUUCUCAGGACUCAUUUGAGGAGAAAGGACCAUAGGAACAGGAAGUUUUGAGGUUGUAUGUUUUCUCCUAAAGUAAGCUCAUUUUGUUGUUUGGCUGAGUUUCUUCCAAAUUUGUACAGAUAAUUGAGCACAAUAUCAAGGCCUAUUCACAAUGGGGGAAAUUAUUUUUUCUAGCUUCCUAAUUUCUGAUGUGGUAUGUGUUAGGACAUAUCCACUUUUUGGAUGGCGAGACAUAUCAACCCUUAACACAUGUACUCAACUUUUUUUUUUUUUGGUUUUUUGGAGUAACCGGGCAGUUGUUAGCGGUAUCAGUCUCUUGACUCUCUUAUUCCCAAAAGGAGGUCAGGAGUUCAAGUCUCAGAAGAGACAAAUAUGUGUAAGUACCAACUAAGAAAAAAUAAAAUAAAAUAAAAAACUAAUACAAUAUUGGUUACAUAGAAUUGAUGUUUUGAAAUUAAAAUAUGAAAUAAAUUAAGAAAAAUACAAUUUUAUGCAACUGAACCAAAGUAAAACCUAUAUCAAUUUAUCAAAUCAAGUCUGUCUCAAG